Messenger RNA from Glycine soja, 2907 nucleotides. Its product is annotated as probable receptor-like protein kinase At2g23200. The coding region runs from base 143 to 2674 and encodes 843 amino acids. NCBI's taxonomy places the organism in Eukaryota, Viridiplantae, Streptophyta, Magnoliopsida, Fabales, Fabaceae. Gene Ontology annotation, biological process: protein autophosphorylation. Gene Ontology annotation, molecular function: transmembrane receptor protein tyrosine kinase activity; ATP binding. The transcript has a single exon. The record is from RefSeq and is a predicted model, not a curated record. Gene Ontology annotation, cellular component: plasmodesma; plasma membrane.
UGACGACUUGACCUGUGCUGAAGUGAAGUCUUCCUCUCAUUCGAGCCCCGUGUUCAUUCAAGUCCACACACAGACCCUGGUUCCAAAAGAUGCAAUAAUAUUCAUAUCAUAGCCUAAACUAAGCCUCGAUCACCAUUUUUCCAUGGCGAUUCUUAAAAUUCAACACUCUCUGUGCAUACUACUUGUUUUUCUCAUUCAGUUCUCAUCACUGCAGUUACCUUCACACGGGUACACCGUUCCAGAUAAUUACUUUAUCAAUUGUGGUUCAGACAGCACUAUUAGCGAAAAUGGCAAGAAUUACGUUCGUGAAUCAAUCCUUAAAACCAGUUUUGGCAGCAGCAACACGGAAAGAAGCGAGUCGCAGGUGCCUUCUCCUCUUUACCAAACUGCAAGGAUUUUUCGAAGUGAGUCUUCGUAUGAGUUCAGCAUCGACACAAAUGGAACCUACCUGGUACGCCUCCAUUUCUUCGCUUUCUCUUCGCCUAGUAAUCUUUCCUCGGCCAGGUUCAAUGUUUCGGUACCUGGUUUCUGGUUGUUGCAAAAUUCGGAUGUUAGAAAUUAUACCAAUAACAACUCUGCUUUAGUAAAAGAGUUUUACAUGCAAAUCAGUCCCCCCAGCUUCAGAAUCACUUUCAGACCUCUACCAUCAUCAUUUGCGUUUGUGAAUGCAAUAGAACUCUUCAUACUCCCCCUCCAUUUGAUUUCCAAUAUUGUCUCGCGUUUCACUUAUAGUGCCAAUAUCGGAUCUUUAAACUCCUACAGCGGUCUGUACUCUCGGGUGUUGGAGACCAAACAUAGGCUUAAUGUUGGUGGUCAAAGGGUCAACGAUAGCUUAUUGAGAAAUUGGAAUCCAGAUGAUAGUUAUAUCUCAAAUAAGGAAAACGCCAAGAAUCGUUCCCCUUACCCGGGUCAAAUUCUGUACCGUGUAGAUGAUGACCAUGAUGGUCCAAACGCAAAUAAAUUUACUGCGCCAAGUGAUGUGUACGGCACUGCUAGAGAGAUUAAUAACAGCUCUGCUAGUGCCAGAAACAUAACAUGGGCUCUUCCGGUGGACAACAACACUGAUCAUCUUCUUCGGCUUCACUUCUGUGACUAUUGGAAUCCACAAAGUGGUCUUACAUACUUCGAUCUGUCCAUUUACGACACCCAUGUUAUGUCCGUAAAUGAUUAUAAUGACACAGACGUGUCUAAGGAGUUGCCUGCCCCUUAUUAUUAUGAUUUUGUGGUGCGCUCUGAUAGUUCUGGGUUUAUGAAGGUCAGCAUAGAACCCGAUGCAUCCGCCUCCAUACCUAAUGCAUUUUUAAACGGGCUAGAAAUAAUGAAAGUGAUUGAGACAUCAAGUUCUGUUCCCCUUGACCUGGGAUCCGGUUCAAGUCAUAAUAGUCUUCCAGUGGUGCUGGGUUCAGUUGUUGGAGGUUUGGUCCUGGUUUUUGUAGUGGUGAUACUAGGCUUCCUUUGGCGUUUUAAAAUGAGGAAGGAAAAGCCCGUUGAGAAUUCAGACUGGUUGCCAAUUCCUAUUACAGCUGGAGGGAGUUCUCAUAGUAGAUUGACUGAUGGAACCAGCCAUGGCUCUCCUCUUCCCAACAUAAACCUUGGGCUGAAAAUUCCAUUGAUUGAUCUUCAAUUGGCAACCAAGAACUUCCACGCAAGUCAGCUAAUUGGCAAGGGUGGUUUUGGCAACGUCUACAAGGGAAUUCUCAGGAAUGGCAUGAUAGUGGCUGUGAAAAGAAGCCAGCCAGGGUCAGGUCAAGGCCUUCCAGAAUUUCAGACAGAGAUCAUGGUUUUGUCUAAGAUUCGUCACAGGCACCUUGUUUCCCUAAUAGGGUAUUGUGAUGAAAGGUUCGAGAUGAUACUGGUUUAUGAGUACAUGGAAAAAGGGACACUCAGGGAUCAUCUGUAUAAUACAAAGUUGCCAAGCUUGCCUUGGAAGCAGAGGCUUGAAAUUUGCAUUGGAGCUGCCAGGGGUCUUCAUUACCUUCACAAAGGAGCGGCUGGGGGAAUCAUUCACCGUGAUGUAAAGUCCACAAACAUAUUGCUUGAUGAGAACCUUGUUGCUAAAGUUGCUGAUUUUGGCCUUUCAAGGUCAGGUCCUCUUGAUACUCAAUCCUAUGUCAGCACUGGUGUUAAAGGCACUUUUGGGUAUCUUGAUCCUGAGUAUUUCAGGUCACAACAGCUGACAGAAAAAUCUGAUGUAUAUUCAUUUGGGGUGGUUCUUUUGGAAGUGUUGUGUGCAAGAGCAGUGAUUGACCCAUCACUUCCAAGAGACCAGAUAAACUUGGCUGAGUGGGGAAUGCUUUGCAAAAACAAGGAGAUACUCCAAGAAAUAAUUGAUCCUUCCAUCAAGGACCAAAUAGAUCAAAACUCACUCAGGAAAUUUAGUGACACGGUAGAGAAAUGCUUGCAAGAAGAUGGUUCUGAUAGGCCAAGCAUGGGUGAUGUGUUGUGGGACUUGGAGUAUGCGCUGCAGCUUCAGAGAGGUGCAAAUGCAAUACAAAGAGAGCCUUACGAGGAUAGUUCUAGUAGUGUUUCUGCAUCACUUCAAUUGCCCAAUGUUAGGCGCCUUCCUUCACUCUCCACACUAAGUGAAGCAGAUGACUCCAUUGUGAUGGGUGAUGAGUCCGAUAGUGCUGUGGAUUCUGUUUUCUCCCAGUUGAAAAUUGAUGAUGCCAGGUAGAGUAUCGAGCACUUCAAGGCACAGUCAUCUAUUCUGAAAUGCAUUGAGAAGCUGCUAGCUGCUUGUAUGAUACCGUGCUUAGCUUUUUCAUCCUUGUUUUUGUCUCUUUUUUUUCCUAGUUUUUGUUGUCUGUCUAUUCUGGUUGAAAAACAGUUAUGAAGGCAAUUGUAAAACCAUUGAUGAUUAAUCAUUUCCUAUUCUUGCAAUAGAUUUUUUAUAAUAGUUCCAUUACA